Plasmodium vinckei vinckei is the source of this 1404-nucleotide messenger RNA. Its product is annotated as conserved Plasmodium protein, unknown function. Bases 1 to 1404 code for a protein of 467 amino acids. Lineage: Eukaryota; Apicomplexa; Aconoidasida; Haemosporida; Plasmodiidae. The transcript has a single exon. The record is from RefSeq and is a predicted model, not a curated record.
AUGAAUAAUGUUUUAAAAAAUUCAUUUCUAUGUUAUAUACAAAAUGGGAAGAAUAUUAUUAUUAGCAGUAGGAAACUUGAUAAAAAUGUUAUGAACAUUAUAGCCAAAAAUCAAAAUAAUUACAGCUCUUUAAAAUUUAAUAAUAUAUUAAAUUAUGGUGUGUAUAUAGGAAAUAAUAAUCCUAAACUCGAUUACCAAUCAUGCUUAAAUAGUUAUACAAAUUUUCCAAAAAAAACAAAACAACAAUUUUAUUCUACAUAUAGACCUACUCCAGAAAAUGACAAAACGAAUGUAAUAAAUGGGGCAAACCAAAUAACUAGCUUUUAUAAUUUACCUAACGAAUAUAAAGAAAAUAAAGAAAUUGAUUAUAAAAAUUUGGACAAUUUUUCAAAUAAAAACAGCAAUGAACACAAAUUUAAUAUUGACGAAGGAGAAAUACAAAAGGGAAAAAGAAAAUCCUCAAAAAUAAAAAUAAUAGGAUACACAUUUAUUCUUAUAUUUGGAACAUAUGCUUCUUAUAAAGUUUAUAAAAAUGAUUUUAAUUUAUCAAAAGCGGAAGAAAGUAUUUUAAAAGAUAUUUUUAAUAUUAUUUAUACUUAUGAAGAAAAAGGAAGUGUAAAAAAUUCUAAAUUUAUAACAUGUUUAAGUGAAAAUUUAAAUAAACAGAUAGCCAUGUAUUUUUUACAACUUGAUACUGAUAAAAAAUCUGGAUUUAUUAUUAACGAUGCUCUCAUUUUUUUAUCUGAAUUAAAUAUAAAUGAAGACAAUGAAAUUGUUAAAAAAUUUAUUAAAAAUGGUAAUGGGAAAAAUAAUGAAUUAAAAAAAUACUCUGGAUGCUCGUUACAACAGUUUGCUGAAUUAAUUGAAAGUUUAAUUUUAACAAAUAAAACAAAAACUGACAAUAAUGUAUCACAAAAUAGUGAUUUAAAUAAUCUACUGGGAAAUGACGCCAAAAAAUAUUAUAUUAAUAUUAUGCAGAAUUAUUUAGACAUACUUAUUAACACCAUUAAAACGUCAAGUUUAUAUUUAUAUUAUCUAAAGAAUAAAAAAUAUUCACAAAAUGAAGAUAUCUUAGAUAAUUUAGAAAUUUUAAUUUUAAAUAAACUGACUAAAUAUAAUGAUAAAUAUGUUGAUAAAAAAAACUUAUCUUUAGAUUAUAUAUUAAGUAAAGAAGAAAUGGAUCUUCUUCGUAAAAAUUGUGUAUCAAACAAAAAAGACGAAGAAAAAGAAUUGUUGUUAAUUGAAAAAAAAAAUAUUGAAGAUAAAAUUAAGCGCCUUUUAGACCUUCAAAAAAAAAAAAAAUUAACAGAAACUGAAAUUAAAAGAUUACAAGAUUUGAAAGAAAAUUUGAAAAAUGUUAAAUAUACCAUAAAAAAGGAGAAUAUCAAGAGAUAUUUUAACUAA